AUGAACUACGUCCUUGAGUCGCCUAAGAAUCCCGAGACAGCUGGCCGAGCUGGCAAUUUGGAAAUUCCAACUCUGAUUCUUCACGACAUCUGGGCGCCCCCCCUGAACGCGUAUCAGCGGAUUACUCUUUACGAAUGUGUUGAUGCAGAAUUAGUGAAGCGAGAAGACACUUUGAUACCCUCGACAGGCCCGAUUCGGCAUUCUCUUUACGAGGAUGGCUUUAAUAGUCUGAUGGCAGCGCUAAGUUCGCCAAGAGCACAAGCCAACACGAGGAUCAUUUGGAUUAGACGCUUUGCACCGCUGCAGUCGGAUGUAUCGCAGAUUCUGGGCGAACAUUUUGACAUCGAUCCUGCAUUUUUUCAAGAUGGGAGUCCUACAAGGGGCGACACGCCAGUACACAUACCACUCCCGUCGCAAAACUGGUUUUUCCGAAUUGAAGCUCAGAACUCCGGUGAUACUCUGAGAUGUGUCUUUUUCAGAAAUAGCGAUGAUUUGUCAGAGAACAAUGUCGCAAAGACGGCCAUGGUUGUAAUGUCUUUUUAUGAGUCAGGCCCUAUCAUCAAUGGGCUCUAUUACAAAGAUUUCCAUCGUACUCUAGCAAUUGAAAGAAUGUCCAAGGACGAGAUAGUUGAAGCGGAACAAAACCCUGUAGAGUUCUUGUAUCCACAUGUCAAAGGUAUGCUAGCCGCUGAUGCGUCGGAGUGUCACACUAUCAGAGCACAUCAGGUGCAAAGCUCCUAUGAAUAUUCUGAGCGUGGAAGACACAACACCCCUACAAGUGGAUCCGAGAGAGGCCCUGAGAGAGUCACACUGGGUGAACUAGUCCACGAGUCUUUGAGUAGCCAACGUUGGGUGAGCCGGUUAAGCUUCUGUAUAGAUAAUCUAAAGAGGUUCAAUGGCGAAACCCAUAAAGCCAAGGAGAUUAUAGGCGAUUUUAGAGAACUUAUCGACCGUGUCAUCAUUGUUCGCGACUGGCUUCGUGAGCGGGUGGAUUUAGAGCGUGACGAACUCAACCGACAAGUUAGCAACCUCGCCAUAGAUGAAUCGAGGAAAUCUAUCGAACAAGCUGUCAGUGUAAAGAGACUAACACAGCUGGCUUUUUUCUUCAUUCCGCUAUCAUUCGUUACCUCGCUCUUUGGAAUGAAUGUCGAUGAAUUUGGAUCUGACAAAGGUAUCAAGCUCUGGAUGUUUUUUGUGACUUCAAUCACCCUUACAGCUGUGGUACUAUUAAUUUGGGGAUUCGUAUCUGGGAAAUUGGAAAGUGUUUGGUGGUCUUUAGAUCGGAGGAUACAUGGGUACCCGAAGCGAGACACCAGGCGAAGGGUGUAA
This is a messenger RNA of Glarea lozoyensis ATCC 20868, 1329 nucleotides long. RefSeq names its product Magnesium transport protein CorA, transmembrane region. The record is from RefSeq and is a predicted model, not a curated record. Gene Ontology annotation, molecular function: metal ion transmembrane transporter activity. Gene Ontology annotation, biological process: transmembrane transport; metal ion transport. Lineage: Eukaryota; Fungi; Ascomycota; Leotiomycetes; Helotiales; Helotiaceae. The transcript has 3 exons. Gene Ontology annotation, cellular component: membrane. The coding region runs from base 1 to 1329 and encodes 442 amino acids.